Molecule: messenger RNA, 3404 nt
Organism: Onychostoma macrolepis
Lineage: Eukaryota; Metazoa; Chordata; Actinopteri; Cypriniformes; Cyprinidae
Gene: tnfsf18
Product: TNF superfamily member 18
Exons: 3
Coding region: 607-1191 (194 amino acids)
Biological process (GO): tumor necrosis factor-mediated signaling pathway; immune response; T cell proliferation involved in immune response
Cellular component (GO): membrane
Molecular function (GO): tumor necrosis factor receptor binding
Source: RefSeq, a predicted model, not a curated record
UGAAGUAGUGUGGUAAAUGUGGUGGCUACCACAACACAGGAUUCCUUCCUUAGGUUCUGAACAUGUCAUAACAAGCUCACUUUGGCCACUAAACAAGUUAUGGCAAGAAAAAACGAAACCUGCACCUGUACACAACAGCACAGUACAUGCUUUAGUACAGGUCUCAUGUAGUGCGUCACAUGUGGUCUACAGAAUGUGAUGGUUUUGUAGCGUUAAAAACUCCCAGCAGUCUAUUAAAGGGACUGUGACACCUGCUACCCUCCAGUUGACAGCGAGUAGGAGGGCCUGUCCCUGCCCAGAUGAGAGGUGUUUCAUAUAUUGCACAUCACCCAUGCUUUAGGGGAAAGUACACUACAGCACUCCUCUUGGACAUCUGCUGAGAAACUCUAAACAGGAACACAGACACUCACUUACACAAACACCAAGCCAUCAUACAGGAAGCUUGACACACUCUGAGGUUUGUCUACGGGCCAACCAGAAGACGAGAGGUGGAGGCCACGCUCAUUCUACAUUAUCGGUCCCAGGCUUUGUGAACUCACCAGUGUUUUCAUCUCAGUUUGCUCACUCGUCUGUCACAUUUGACCUGCACUGAGGCUGUCGGGUAUCAUGUCUCUAUCUGCCGAGUACUGCAGUGAUAAAACGGGUGACAAGGGUGUUGCUUUGGCCCAUCAGAGGAGACUGAUCCGGGGAUUGCUUGUUUGGGCCACCCUGCUCACUCUAGGCUUGGCCACAUCAAUAACUCUCCACUUCAUCCACAGAGAAUCACCAGCUCCUAGUAAACGGCAGAGUCAAGAAAAUGUCAACCAAUCUCAGGCCAUAGAAUUUCCUCUAAUGGAAUAUGUCCCAAACUGGAAAGACUCAGAUAUGGUGGAGAAUCUAAAUUGGAACACAUUGCAAAAGGGUUUUAUCGAGGGAACGGAAAAGCUGUUGGUGACCAAGUGUGGCCAUUAUUUCUUGUACCUGCAGGUUACCCUUGCCUCUCAAGAGAAAGCAAACCAUACAAUCACUGUGCAAACAGAAAAUAGACUGAUUUUAAAAGGUCUUAUCAAUGGAUCAAAACUCUCAACUGUCUUCAUGGCUAAAGGCAUUCCCCUCAAUAGCGGAGAAACUCUAACUGUGACCUGCGAGCCAAAAGCCAAAAUCCAGGUCUCUCCCACUGAAACCUACCUGGGUGUGAUCAAGCUUCAUUGAAACUAAAUCUAGAUCAAAGACUGACAUGGAUUUGUGACAUUAAUGAAUGUGGACCUCCAGACUGAUCUGCUGGGUUUUGAAGUAUACACUGAAGGCAGUGUACGACAUGUUAGCAGUUUUUAUUUUUAUUUUUUAUUUCUUAAAGUGACAUCUCCAAAGCUCUCUGCCUUUAUUGCACUAUAUUUAAGCUUCUCCCCACACAAUGGAUGAAGCGUCACUGAAUGUCCAUGUGUGGCCCAAUUCUGAUUGUUACCAAUGUAAAAUUGGCACCCUAUUGAAGCACUUUAUAUACAUGAAUGUAUAUAUAUAUUUGUGUGAAACUGACCCUUUGCUGAAGCCCUGAACUGCUCCAAAUGUUUCUUCAACACACUCACUUUGGUAUUGUGAAUACCUUAGUCCACACUACAACACCUGAGUCAACAGAAAAUUAAAUGAGAUUAAGUUAGUAACAUUCAUUUAGCAAAUGCAGAUCUCUUUACUGAUGCUAAACAUGUUUAUAAUUAUAAUCAACACACCAUUUCUGCAGCAUGAACAUGUCAAGAUUUAUUUAAAGAGAAAGGGCAAAAAACACUGCUUGUUUUCUCUUUUGGCAUCUUGUGUCAGUAUUUUAAGCUCCUCAACAACAAUACAUCUGGAUAAUUUCUGCAAUUUCUUGAAACUAGCCAAACACACAAAACCACCACAGAAAUAGGAAAUAGCAAGAGCCGAUCUCAAAUGGCAGAUCAGCGACAGCUGCUAGUUGCAGCAAAGGUGGGGACUUAGCAAAGGGUCAAGUGGAGGUAUCAGAAUACCUCCCUUUAACAAAGCAAAAAACUAAGGCUGAAUUCAGAAUGGCAGACUUGCAUACUACAAGUAUUACAAGUGAUGGUUCAACCAAAAAUGAAAAUUCUGUCAUCAUUUACUUACCCUCAAGUUGUUCCAAACCUGUAAGAGUUUGUAUCUUCUGUUGAACAUAAAAGAUAUUUUGAAGAAUGUGGGUUGCUGGUCCCCAUUGACUUCCACUGUGUUUUAUUCCAUACUAUGGAAGUCAAUGGGGACCAAAAAAUGUUUGGUUACCCACAUUCCUUAAAAAAUAUCUUCUUUUGUGUUCAACAGAAGACAUAAACUCAUACAGGUUUCGAACAACCUUGACAGAAUUUCCAUAUUUGGAGUAGUAGUAUGCUACUAUGCUAUUUCCAAGUUUUCGCCAACAAAGAUGUCAUUGGUCAGGUGGUAUAUUAAGAGUGGCAAGCCACUGAAAGUGUAUAUAAAAUGUGUAUGUGUGUUUGCUUGUUUGUUAGUUUUUUUAUUUCUUAUUUUGUCAUAUUUAUCUGUAUUUAUGGCUGUUGAUUAUACAGCGGCAGCAAAAUAUUUUUAGCGUACUUAAAAGUCUAUGAAAAUCAUCGGAUCAUACUAGAGAACAAUUAUUUAAAAAAAUAAUAAAAAAGUGGUAUUUCUUUAAACAAAACAUUUCACAAAAAUAACUUUGCUAAUUCUAAAACAAUAGUAUACUCUUUUAGGACAGACAUUUAUAUGAAAAAAGUGCUACUUUAUGACAGUCAAAUGUAACUGGAUCGUGUUAAUGUAACGAACAACACUUGUAGAUACUCUGACCCAUUUGCGUGAAGAGCUGACUUCAUACACCCACUAAAACUAUCUUGACACCAGCUCAAUUCACAAAUUGCUCAGAAAAGUGAAAGUAAUUCUGAGAAAAUCUCUAGGUUCCUUUGUAAUGCAGAAACCACUCGUUUGAAAGGUUAUUUAAUGUAGAGAGUUAAAGACCUUCAUCUAAGAUUCUCAGCCAACCCAACAAUCUGAUAUAAAAAGCUAUAUCUUCUGUUUAUAACAGCAACACAAUUUCAGCUAAAAUGAUUUACGUCAUAUGAUGCUUAUGAGGUCAUUAGUUGGACAUUCAUGGACAUUUUAAUAAUUAGAAAUGUCAUGAACAUUAUCAAAAGAAAAUUAUAUGUAUAUUUAUCUUUUCCACAGACCUCUAUCUGGAAUCUAAUGACAUUGUACUGACUCAUGACAUUGUAAAGACCCAAGUCACUUUUUGGACUUGCUAAAUAUGGCUGAAUUGAUGUUUUGCUAUAGCCUAUUAUUGUCCUAAGAUCUCCUUUCAAAUAAAGUUACUCAUUUUUUUGAAGGUCUGACUGUAUAUUAUAGCUAUAUCAUGACAACAACAACAACAAAAAAGCUUAUACAGUGUAAAGCAAUUGUUGGAAUAAACAACU